AUGGUGUCUCUCUCUCUGUUGGAUAGUUUUAGAUCGGCAAGUUUGAGCGAGGCCUACGUAACGAUACUUGAUUCUUCUUCUUCUUCUUCCUUUUGCUCGGCCUCCUUUCCGGAAUCCAGUGGCGUUUACUGACGUGUAUCGAGUGGUGUCCGUUAAUGCGAGUCCUGAUUUUUUCGCACUUGUAUGUCGCAGUCGAGGAGGAAGACCAGGGAGCCAAAGGAGGAGAAUGUGACGCUCGGACCGGCUGUGCGCGACGGGGAGCACGUAUUCGGUGUCGCACACGUCUUCGCCUCAUUCAACGAUACCUUCAUUGUUAGAUUCUACUCAUCUGCCUCUGUCUGUGUUUCAGUUCUAGACGCCGUUGAUGUUUUUAGAUCCGUGUUGACUGGCAUGGUUUCCUACCUUGCAGCACGUCACUGAUUUGUCCGGAAGGGAAACUCUCGUGCGUAUCACCGGUAUGUACCGUAGUCAUCCUAUGUUUAUUAAUUGUUCAUCAUUCCAUGCGCAGAUUCGUUUAAUAGCAGAUGGAUAACACCUUUCGUCUGAUGGAAUUUAACGUGGUUAAGGAAAGAAUUAAAGUUGAAUAAAGUGACUCGCCCAUUUUAUGUUAGAGAUCCGUACUUGAUUUGGGGGCUUUAUCUUCUUUCGACAGAGUGAUGAUUUGGAAAAAUACUUUAAGAUGCUUCUCUAAGCAUGAAUUUGUGAUUGGGGCUACUGUCCCUGUACGUUUGGCCAAUGAAUUUCACAAUGGGAUUAGGGAAUAUUCAACGAGGUAACUUAGGUUUUUUGUACUGGUAUUUUAUUUGAAGGAGCGGGCGUGUUUUGAAAGAUUUGUUGCGUUCCUGAAGGAGAACGUCUGGACUUUUCGCAUUGUCCGUGCCAACUAUAAAUUUUACCUUUCGGCGAUGUAUAACAAGGACGUCUGGAUUCAUUUGAUUGCCAUAGUUUUACACAUUUCCCAUGCAUUCUGCUGCGCUUGCAUUUGUCUUCAUUUAUUUUGCAAUUUACUAUGGAAAAUAUAAGAAUGGAAAAGCUUUCUUCCCUAGGGAUUUCAUCUAGAAAUAGAGAGCUGGACCUGUUGUUUUCCUGUGCCAGAUGGUCCAAAAAAUCUGAGUCAAUGAUGUGUUGCCUGUCCAUCCUUCGGUGGAAAUAUGAUCUUCCAUAUUUCCUGAGUUUUCGAUGAUUCGUGAAUCUUUAAGGUUGGAACCAUUGAAUGUUGUAGUUUCGCACCUUCAUAAAUUCUACCCGGUCAGAUCUCAGGAAACGGAUCCACCAUUGAUGUGAUUCUUCUUCGGCUCUACUCGUAAUGCUAGUUGGUUGCAACGUUUCAAGUUACCAUUUUUCUUUAUUUUCUUACAAGUAUUCUUCACACUGAAGUACCCAGAAGACCACGACCGUCUCCGAAAUAAACGACGAUCCUUGUGUUGACUUCGAUUUUCCUUUCCAUUUCCUCGUGCAGGUGGGAUGAAGGUCAAAGCCGACAGAGAUGAAUCCUCUCCCUAUGCAGCCAUGCUUGCCGCCCAGGAUGUCGCCCAGCGAUGCAAGGUUUGGCCUUCCCUCUCCUAGUCUACUACACUUAGCGUGCUCUAAUGGGGUGCCGAGCCGAUUUCUGCUGGCCCUCCUACUUCCUUCCCUUCAUCUGCUGCUCAGUGGGUCUUAUUAUUGCAGGAGCUUGGCAUCACAGCACUACACAUCAAGCUCCGUGCGACAGGCGGAAACAAGACCAAGACUCCAGGCCCCGGUGCCCAGUCUGCCCUCAGGGCCCUCGCCCGUUCGGGGAUGAAAAUUGGCCGAAUCGGUAAUUUAAUCACCCGCUUCUUCAGCUUACCUGAUAAUUUUUUUUUUCUAUAAUCGUACUAUAAAUAAACGUUGACUUCUCUUGCUCUCUCUCCUGAUUCGAGCCAUCGUUGUGCUCGUGCGCUGACUUUGCUUCACCUCUCUGACUAACAAAAACUCGGCUGCAGAGGAUGUGACUCCGAUCCCCACGGACAGCACCCGCCGGAAGGGAGGGAGAAGGGGAAGGAGGCUGUAG
This is a messenger RNA of Spirodela intermedia, 2032 nucleotides long. NCBI's taxonomy places the organism in Eukaryota, Viridiplantae, Streptophyta, Magnoliopsida, Alismatales, Araceae. The record is from the annotation of a GenBank genome assembly.